AUGAGACAGGGGGACUACAUGCAGCAAAGGGCUUGGUGCAGAAUAAAAACUUGGGCCACUCCACUAGUUUUGGACGUAAAGGUGAAAAUGAAGAAUCAGAUGAGGCCGUUCGUGCUUCUUUCUCUGGUUGCCUUGCUGGUCAGGGCUCAGACACCUACUGAACCCAACUAUGAAGAUUUCCUCUUCAACCUCAAAUUUCCUCUGGACAACUACCGUCCACUUCUGAAUCAAGUCCAAGUUGAAACUUUGCCCCCUGAGGAGGUCGACCAGUCUGCACUGUCAGUCAGGAGUCUGACAUUUCCUGCACAAGAGACGGAGUGUAGCUCCACACAGGAACAAGGCAGCCCAUGCCCUCUGAAGGAAAAUGGGGAACUGAUGCUGUGCAACAUAAAAGUUACCUACCCAGUGCAAGAGCCCAGAGACAUCAGAGCCUUUGAAAUCAGAUGUGACAUGGCCACAGAGGAAGCCUUGCUGGUAAACACAGUACCACCUGUUGAAAUAAUGCCUCACGCUGGAGGGGCCAGGACAAGAAGAAGCACGUCUCACCAGUUUGGGCCACAUGCAUGUCUAAUUUGUGGAGUCUUAGGUCCAACAGUGUGUCAACAAUGGAGAUGUCCUAAAAAACCAAAAGUUAACAUAGGAGGUGGAUCCUUAAUCGGUGGAGCUAAGAACAUUGGAAAUGAUGGAAAACCUAAUAAUCAGCAUUUCUAGUUUCAUUCCUGUGAACAUUUCUACACAUUUGCUCCAAACAUUCAAGUUAAAUUUCAUCUUUGUGUUUUGAGG
Molecule: messenger RNA, 783 nt
Organism: Myripristis murdjan (pinecone soldierfish)
Lineage: Eukaryota; Metazoa; Chordata; Actinopteri; Holocentriformes; Holocentridae
Exons: 5
Coding region: 1-711 (236 amino acids)
Source: RefSeq, a predicted model, not a curated record